AUGACCGGUCUUUUAAAAUUGACAACUGUUCUCUUUCUUAUCUUUUCUCUGGCAACAGCUCAGGUCAUUAAAGAAUUCAACACGCCAAGUGGGCCAAUUUCUCGAGGUGCCAAAGUAAUGCUUUCAUGGUCAUCUGUUGAGGGAGCUGAUGCAUCCACCGUGACCGGAUUAUUAAUCGCUAAAGAUGCCGAUACUCAAAACACUCUAACAAUUAAUGAGGCAGUGCCGCUUGCACCUGGAUCCUAUAAUUGGAUCGUUGAUGUUCCUCCUUCAACUUAUAACCUUGGACUUAAUGAUGGUUCUGGUUUCAAAUUUACUGCUCCAGUAGAAAUUAUUGAAGGUAAAGUUCCUCCAAAUGAUGCCAAAACUUCAGAAAAAGGUAAAACUGUGACAACUGAUGCUCCAGCUAGUAACCCAUCAAGUACAUCGCCAUCAUCAACACCUAACGAUUCAGCACCUUCAAUUUUAUCCGGAACCAAUGUCGUAUUUAGUCUUUUGGCCGUUGCCAUUGCUAUGUUACAAUUCUAG
Funneliformis caledonium is the source of this 528-nucleotide messenger RNA. NCBI's taxonomy places the organism in Eukaryota, Fungi, Glomeromycota, Glomeromycetes, Glomerales, Glomeraceae. The record is from the annotation of a GenBank genome assembly.